Penicillium canariense is the source of this 1509-nucleotide messenger RNA. Its product is annotated as putative cyclopropane-fatty-acyl-phospholipid synthase. NCBI's taxonomy places the organism in Eukaryota, Fungi, Ascomycota, Eurotiomycetes, Eurotiales, Aspergillaceae. The record is from RefSeq and is a predicted model, not a curated record. Gene Ontology annotation, biological process: cellular response to biotic stimulus. Bases 1 to 1509 code for a protein of 502 amino acids. The transcript has 5 exons.
AUGUCGACCCCCCACCCGGAGUCCACUGAGGACUUCGAGUUCAUCCAGACCCCGGAGGCCCCCCAGCAGUCCAAGCCCGCCUUCGAUUGCGGUGUUCCGACCACGCUGUACCCGGCUAUUAAGAAUGCCCCCGUGCCCGCCGACUCGCCUGGCAGCGACAGCUUCUCCAAUGGCUUGAUGAUCUUCCUGGUGAUCGUGGUGCCCUGGUACCUGGCCCGCCAGGUCGGCGGUGGCUUCUACACCACCAUCUUCUUUGCCAUCUUCACCACCAUCCCCACCGAGAAGGCCAAGUACUGCGGCCGUCCCGUUGAGCACUACCUGCAAUUCCACAGCGAGCAUGAUCGUGCCACCUACCGUGGCAAGAGCAAGAUCCCCAUGGAGGUCUUCUACGAGAAGUACUUUAACGGCGAGGUUGACUUCAAGGGUGACGCUCUGGAGGCUCUGGAGUACCGCCACGACUGGGCCAACUUCAAGUUCACCAUGGGUCUAUUCAAGCACUUCCUGUUCGGCUUCAUCCCUGAGAUGCUGAUGCACACUCGUUCCCAGGACGAGGAGCAGGUCCGUGACCACUAUGACCGCGGUGACGACUUCUACGCUUGGUUCCUCGGCCCCCGCAUGAUCUACACUUCCGGUAUCAUUAGUGACAUCAACAAGGAGGAGACCCUGGAGGAGCUGCAGGACAACAAGCUGGCCGUCGUCUGCGAGAAGAUAAACAUCCAGCCCGGAGACAAGAUGCUCGACCUUGGCUGCGGCUGGGGAACUCUCGCCAAGUACGCCUCUGCCCACUACGGUGCUCAUGUUACUGGUAUCACUCUUGGCCGCAACCAGACUGCCUGGGGUAACAACGGUCUCCGCAAGGCUGGCAUUGAGGAGUCUCAGAGCCGCAUUGUGUGCACCGACUACCGUGACGCUCCCCGCGUUGAGGGUGGCUACCAGAAGAUUACCUGCCUCGAGAUGGCCGAGCACGUUGGUGUCCGCCACUUCUCCUCUUUCCUCUCUCAGGUUUACGACAUGCUUGAGGAUGAUGGUGUUUUCUUCCUGCAGAUCGCCGGUCUUCGCAAGUCCUGGCAGUACGAGGACCUCAUCUGGGGUCUGUUCAUGAACAAGUACGUCUUCCCCGGUGCCGAUGCCUCUACUCCUCUCGGCUUCGUUGUGGACCGCCUUGAGGGCGCCGGCUUCGAGGUCAAGGCCGUCGAUACCAUUGGUGUCCACUACUCUGCCACUCUGUGGCGCUGGUACCGGAACUGGAUGGGCAACCGUGACAAGGUUGAGGCCAAGUACGGCAAGAGAUGGUUCCGCAUCUGGGAGUACUUCCUUGCCUCGUCCACCAUCACCUCUCGCCAGGGUGGUGCCACCUGCUGGCAGCUCACUCUCGUCAAGAACAUCAACUCAACCCACCGUGUCGAUGGCAUCAAGACGCAGUUCGGUCUCACUGCUGCCCGCGAGGCCGCUAUCGAGCGUGCCAACGGCACUCUCCCCAAGGCCCACAUCAUCAAGAAGGACCUGUAA